Messenger RNA from Hirsutella rhossiliensis, 573 nucleotides. Its product is annotated as ER membrane protein. The record is from RefSeq and is a predicted model, not a curated record. Gene Ontology annotation, biological process: sphingoid catabolic process. Gene Ontology annotation, cellular component: endoplasmic reticulum. NCBI's taxonomy places the organism in Eukaryota, Fungi, Ascomycota, Sordariomycetes, Hypocreales, Ophiocordycipitaceae. Bases 1 to 573 code for a protein of 190 amino acids. The transcript has 3 exons.
AUGUCGCUCGACCUCGAGAGGCACCUCAUCUUUUAUGGCGCCUAUCACCACAACUCGGUCAACGUGGCCAUCCACAUGGUCUGCGUGCCCGCCAUCCUCGUGUCGGCCUUUUGCAUGGCCACAUAUUCCGGCACUCUGAUCCAGACGCCCCCCUGGCUCACCGUCCCCUACCUGGAUCUCAACCUCGGCACCAUCUUCGCCCUCGUCUACGCCUCUCUCUACGUCCUCUUGGAGCCUGUCGCGGGCUUCGUCCUCGCCGCCUUUUGCAUCGCCACCACGGCCGUUGCCAACCACAUGCGCUCCGAGGACCCCCGCGCCACCUUUCAGAUCGCCCUCGUCGUCCACGUCGUCAGCUGGAUCGCCCAGUUCAUCGGCCACGGCGCCUUUGAGGGCCGCGCCCCGGCUCUCCUCGACAACCUCAUCCAGGCCAUCUUCCUCGCUCCCAUGUUCGUCUGGCUCGAGGUCCUCUUCAAGCUCGGCUACCGCAAGGAGCUGCAGAACCGCGUCGAGAAGAGGGUCGAGGAGGAGGUUGCCAAGUUCAGGGCUCAGUCAAAGAACGGCAAGGCCCACUAG